GUGGCGGAGUCGGCGCUUAUUUAAAGUAGUUGAAAGAAGCGCGGAGUCGUCGACCAGUCCCGCUGUUGGCAGAAGUGGGCGUGAACGUGUGUUGAGCUGUCAGCGCAGAAGAGAGACAUGGCACCCCUCGUGCUCGGCUACUGGGACAUCCGAGGCCUCGGCCAGCCCAUCCGCUACUUGCUGGCCCACGCCGGAGUCCCCUACGAGGACAGGAGGUAUGGCUUUGGUGACGGCCCGGAACCCAACCGGGACGAGUGGUUGGCGGUGAAGUACAAGCUGGACCUGGACUUCCCCAACCUGCCGUACAUCAUCGAUGGUGACGUGCGGAUGACUCAGAGCCAGGCCAUCCUGCGCUACCUGGGACGCAAGCACGGCCUUGCACCGAAGGACGAAGAAACAGUGCGCAGGGUUGAAAUGCUCGAGCACCAGGCCUCUGACAUCUUUUGGGCUGCCGUGCGCGUCUGCUAUAGUCCCGACUACACUGAGGAGAAGCGAGUUCAAUUCCUGGUUGACAUUGCUGAGAAGCUGCGCCAGGUCGACAACUACCUGGCCAAGCACGGGCCAUUCGGCGCUGGGAAGAGCGUCACAUACGUGGAUUUCUUCCUCUACGAGGCUCUCCAGGUGAUUAAGACCAUGGGCCCAAGCACCUUCCGCAAGGGCUUCCCUGCCCUCGAGGAGUACUGCCAGCGCGUCGCUGCCCUGCCAGGACUCAAGGAGUACCUGGCCUCUGACCGCUUCAAGUCCUGGCCCUUCUGGAGCCCCUUCGCCAAGGCUCUUGCGGCGCAGAACAAGCCUCCCGCUGACGACUGCUGAGCGAUUGAGUCGCGCGACCGGAGAUUUUUUUUUCUUGCUGUGGACUGUCUUGCUUGACCAAUGAUGCUUUACCUGUUGCGUUUACAGCUUAAAAUAAAACAACUUUGCUUUUCUCAA
Molecule: messenger RNA, 930 nt
Organism: Dermacentor silvarum
Lineage: Eukaryota; Metazoa; Arthropoda; Arachnida; Ixodida; Ixodidae
Product: glutathione S-transferase Mu 1
Exons: 4
Coding region: 118-813 (231 amino acids)
Biological process (GO): glutathione metabolic process
Molecular function (GO): glutathione transferase activity
Source: RefSeq, a predicted model, not a curated record